Andrographis paniculata is the source of this 1735-nucleotide messenger RNA. RefSeq names its product probable LRR receptor-like serine/threonine-protein kinase At2g16250. Gene Ontology annotation, molecular function: protein kinase activity; ATP binding. Bases 302 to 1345 code for a protein of 347 amino acids. The record is from RefSeq and is a predicted model, not a curated record. Lineage: Eukaryota; Viridiplantae; Streptophyta; Magnoliopsida; Lamiales; Acanthaceae. Gene Ontology annotation, cellular component: plasma membrane. Gene Ontology annotation, biological process: protein phosphorylation. The transcript has 5 exons.
UCGGAUCUCCAUGGCCAUUAGCGCCGGUGAGGGAGCUGGACGUCAUCACCGCCGGAAAUCUAAUCACUCGAAUUCGAGCUAUGGCGAAUUGAAUUGACGUACUGAAACCAGCGGAUCGGAGGGAGAAUUGAAGUUUCGGCUGCGUGGAUAAAUCCAGCGUCCUGGAAAUCGGUACGUCACUUCCUAUGAUGCUGGAAAGUGUUGAGGCGAAUGCUCCGCGGACAAUUCAUGGCGGCGCAGGAGUCAACGAUACGGCUGAGAUUCAUUCGUUUCCGGCGAUAUCCAUAGAUAUAUUCGAGCGAUGUCGGCGAUAUACGACAACUGGGAACGGAUCGUCGGAGCAGCACUGCUCAGAGAACACCUCCGCGAGCUCGCCCGCUCCGCAUCCCUCGACAGCAUCCGCUUCAACUCCAGGCAGAUUUCCGAGUCGUCGCUCAGGUAUUCGAACCUCGGAUUUCAGUUCACGCGCCGCCAGAUUCUCCGAGCAACAGGAAAUUUCAGCAACCAAAACCUCAUCAAGCGCGGCCGCUCCGGAGAUUUCUUCCUCGGAGUCUUCCCUCAACCCUCGCGAGGUCUUUCCAACAUUCUGCCUCCAAUGUUCCCUCAAUUUUCGGAUCCAAUCGUCGUAAAAAGAGUUGAUCUGAAGGUGAUCGCUGAUCGGGAAGCAUAUCUGUGGGAAUUGAAAUUCCUGAGCUGUAUUGGGGAAUCGAAACAGUUCCCUCUGCUGGGGCAUUGCCUGAAGGACAAGGAUCACAAAUAUUUGGUUUACAAGUAUAUGCCAGAAGGUGAUCUGGCCAGUUCUUUGUUCAAGAAGCAUCCCGACAAAGAUGAAUUGAUAUCCUUGGAUUGGAUUAAACGUCUGAAGAUUGCUGUGGGGGCUGCAGAAGGGCUAGUCUAUCUACACCAUGAAUGCAAUCCACCACUAGUCCAUGGGGAUGUACAAGCUAGUAGCAUUCUGCUGGAUAAUAACUUCGAAGUAAGAUUAGGAAGCUUAAGCCCGACUCAAGAAACCGAAAAACUGGAUGAUGAAGACGACUGGUUUAUAAGGGAUCCUGAAAAUGACACAUGGGGUAUGGUGGACGUAACAUGUGCCCACGACGUAUAUUGCUUUGGGAAGGUACUGCUUGAGCUAGUGACCGGGAGAUUGGACAUCAGCAGCACACCCUCGAACGCCACCACGGGUGAGUGGUUGGACAAAACAUUCCUGAGGUACAUAAGUUUAACAGACGAGGAACUGAUGACAAGAAUAGUGGAUCCUUCAUUGAUAGUGGAUGAGGAUUUCCUUAAGGAGGUAUGGGGCAUGGGCAUCAUCUCUAAGAGCUGUCUCGAUCCCAGACCGGAUUGACGGCCCUCGAUGAGAGAUGUCCAUAAGGCUUUGGAAAGACUUACCUCUGUAGAGCAAAUGAAUCAUGGAUUGAUACUUGCUGCAUUGCCUGGUGAGUUAUAAAAGAAUCCUUUGUAUAAUUCAUAUAGUAACAAUUAGAAUUGGAAUAGCAGUGACUAAUGGAUAUGCUGUCUCAUUUAAGCCUAAGGCUGAGGUUAGCAUUAAAAAAAGAAAGUGUAAGUAGGAAUUGGUAAAAACUUAAGGUCCCACCGAGAUUUGAACUCGGGUUACUGGAUUCAGAGUCCAAUGUCCUAACCACUAGACCAUGGGACCUGGUUGUGGUAAGAAUCCUUAACAAUAUAUUUAAUAUUUUCUUUGAGUUAUAGAAUUUACAUAUAAAUAUAUCAUCAA